Molecule: messenger RNA, 1101 nt
Organism: Perognathus longimembris pacificus (Pacific pocket mouse)
Lineage: Eukaryota; Metazoa; Chordata; Mammalia; Rodentia; Heteromyidae
Gene: Gjb5
Product: gap junction protein beta 5
Exons: 2
Coding region: 251-1075 (274 amino acids)
Biological process (GO): cell communication
Cellular component (GO): connexin complex
Source: RefSeq, a predicted model, not a curated record
UUGGGGCCCAGCACCCUGGGAGGAGGGAACCCCUAGGUCUCCUGAGCCUCACGGGCCACAGCCAAUGGCAGCGGACAGCCGCUGCUCCUCCCCCGGCCCGCAGCCACACCCAGGCCGCACGGCAGCUGCUCCAGACCUGGGAGCGGGCUGCUCCAGAACCCUUGCCUGGUUCCAGCAUGGAUCUCGCCGCGUGCUGAAUCCCAAGGCUGGCUCAGGACCGUUCCAGUAGCUGCCAGCACUUGGGUCCACCAUGAAUUGGGGGGGUUUUGAGGGGCUCCUGAGCGGCGUGAACAAGUACUCCACAGCCUUCGGCCGCAUCUGGCUGUCCCUGGUCUUCAUCUUCCGCGUGCUGGUGUACCUGGUGACGGCAGAGCGCGUUUGGAGCGAUGACCACAAGGACUUUGACUGCAACACCAGGCAGCCAGGCUGCUCCAACGUCUGCUACGACGAGUUCUUCCCCGUGUCCCACGUGCGCCUCUGGGCCCUGCAGCUCAUCCUGGUCACCUGCCCCUCGCUGCUCGUGGUCAUGCACGUGGCCUACCGCAAAGCGCGGGAGCAGAGGUACCGAGAGGCAGUGGGCGAGGGUGGCGGGUACCUCUACCUGAACCCCGGCAAGAAGCGGGGUGGGCUGUGGUGGACGUACGUCUGCAGCUUGGUGUUCAAGGCCGGGGUGGACAUUGCCUUCCUCUACGUGUUCCAUUCUUUCUACCCACGGUACACCCUGCCACCCGUGGUAAAGUGCCACGCGGCCCCGUGCCCUAACGUUGUGGAUUGCUUCAUCUCCAAGCCCUCGGAAAAGAACAUCUUCACUCUCUUCAUGGUGGUCACGGCCGCCGUCUGCAUCCUGCUGAACCUGGUGGAGCUGGCCUACCUGAUAGGCAAGCGGUGUCGCGAGUGUGUGGCGGCAAGGAAAGCCACGCAAGUCACCUACCUGGGCCCUCACCCGGACCGCGCCAUCCCAUCCAACAAACACAGUGACCUGCUCUCGGGAGACCUCAUCUUUGUAGGCUUGGACACUCACCCGCCUCUCUUGCCAGACCGUCCUCGAGAGUACUCGAAGAAAACCAUCCUGUGAAGGAAGGGCUGCCUGAACUGGACUAG